AUGGAGAUAUUUCUCCAGAUAAAGGAGAGAGGGUUGCUCAAGGCUCCUGUUCCGAUGAAAAACCCGCGAGAGCUCGCCGACCAGUCCAAGCAUUGGCGCUUUCAUAGGCAAAACAGACACGACACCGAAGACUGCCACGAACUGAAACUGCAGAUCGAGGAGCUUGUCCGCGGGGGUCACCUCAGUCGGUACGUCCGACAUAACGGGGAGCCCUCGCCUCUCCCAGAGGGCCCCGUGGAGCGCCAGAUCGAUGUCAUCACUGGAGGACUGGUGGCUGGGGGAACCAAUAUGUCCGGGAGAAAGGUCGCAUUCCCUCCCGAGGACGUCAAGUCACCGGAGCACGAUGACGUGCUUUUGAUAAUGGCUCAAAUCACUAAUGCCCAUGUGAGGAGAAUCAUGAUCGACACCGGGAGCUCAACCGACGUGCUCUAUCUGGAUGCCUACCAGAAGUUGGGGUUAACCAAAGAAUCCCUGAAGCCUAUCUGCUCGGUGCUCAUGGGGUUCACCGGCGAUUCGGUCUCACCAUUGGGGACUGUUAUCUUUCCCCUCACCUUGGGAGCGCCACCCAGAACAAAGACGGUGAUGUCCACCUUCUUGGUGGUAUAUCUUCCUGCUGCUUAA
Molecule: messenger RNA, 621 nt
Organism: Musa acuminata AAA Group (dessert banana)
Lineage: Eukaryota; Viridiplantae; Streptophyta; Magnoliopsida; Zingiberales; Musaceae
Exons: 2
Coding region: 1-621 (206 amino acids)
Source: RefSeq, a predicted model, not a curated record